AUGCCCAUUGCCGCCAUGUGGUGUCGUCAGAGGAACCGAAAAACUCGUCGCGAACGUUGGUUAUCUUCUAGUUUUGUCGGCCUUGGAGUUUUCACGUCCAAUAAAUACAUUGAUGAUAAUUCUGGAUGGUACCUCAUCACGGCAAAAUUCUGGCGAAGUAUUAGAAACUUCAAGAUCGAUAGCCCACUCACCGAUCCUACUGCCUUUGUCUGUGGCAUCUACUGGCAGGCUGCGCAGGCCAGUUCGUUGGAGAACAUUGAGUUUUAG
Pyricularia grisea is the source of this 267-nucleotide messenger RNA. RefSeq lists its product as uncharacterized. The record is from RefSeq and is a predicted model, not a curated record. The transcript has 2 exons. NCBI's taxonomy places the organism in Eukaryota, Fungi, Ascomycota, Sordariomycetes, Magnaporthales, Pyriculariaceae. Bases 1 to 267 code for a protein of 88 amino acids.